AUGGUUGUUUUCUCCUUGGGGACUGUGAGGAUGUCCCAGAUGUGGAUGCUGAGAUGGGUCGUCUUACUGGUGGGGCUGCAGUCACUGCAAGCAGACUUUAUGAAGGAUUAUGGAGAAAUUGACGUUACUAUGGACAUUAUGUGGCCAACAACAACAGUGUUCUCCAUGACAAAAGUACCGGUAACUACAGUUGAACCGAAUCCUGAUCAUCAGUCCAUGGUCUGCAGCACAUGGGGAAAUUUCCACUUCAAGACCUUUGAUGGUCAAUUCUUUCAAGUGGCAGACACGUGCAACUAUGUUCUGACAGUGAUGUGUGACAUCCCCAUUUCUGAUUUUAACAUCCAAAUGCAAAGAGAGACUGUGAAUGGUUCAAUCACUUUCAACACAGUCACAAUAGAGCUGGAGGGGACAAUCAUCAAAAUCACUAAUGGUGACAUUACCAUGGGGAACGAAAAGGUGUCUGUUCCGACCAAUAUGCAUGGAAUUCAAAUCGAGGGAAGUCCAACAAGUCUAAAGAUCUCGAACAAACAUGGAGUGACUGUCUUCUGGGAAGAAGACAACUAUCUAACGAUUGAACUUCCUGAGAAGUACCAAGGUCUGACCUGCGGACUCUGUGGAAACUUUAAUGGCAACAAGCAUGACGAUAUCACUGUUAGCGGUCCGGCCAAAUGGAAGGUUUCCACACCUAUGACUGAAACCUGUGAGGAAGUUACACUUCCACCCAGGGAUCAGUGUGACCAGACAAGCGUUUGCCAGCAGUAUCUCAGCAGUCCAGGGUUUGCUGACUGUUACAAUGUGAUGGACAUGAGUUCAUAUGAAAAAGCUUGUGUAGACGACCUGUGUCAGUGUUACGGAAAUUACGACUGUCUCUGCAACACACUCACAGAGAUUUCACGACAGUGCACUCAUGCUGGAGGAAAACCAGGAACAUGGAGGACAGAACAGCUCUGUCCAAAGACGUGUCCUCUGAACUUGCAAUACAUGGAGUGUGGGAGUCCGUGCAAGAACACCUGCUCAGAUCCAACCACAAGCCUACUGUGUAAAGAACACUGUGUGGAUGGCUGUUUCUGCCCUAUUGGCACAGUGGAAGACAACAUUGGUCAGAGUGGUUGUGUUCCUGUGAACCAGUGCCCUUGUGAGCAUAACAGUGCAGUAUAUCAGUCAGGAGAGUCUUACAAACAAUCUUGCAAAAAAUGUGUGUGCGCCGCUGGACACUGGAAUUGUACAUACCUGGAAUGUCCCGGAAUCUGCUCUGUUGUGGGAGGGUCUCACGUCACCACUUAUGAUGGAAAGACCUUCACCUUCAGUGGCAACUGUGACUACAUCCUCACUAAGCACUCUAAUGACAGUGACAUUGCGGUUGUGGGAAAUCUGGCAAAGUGUGAUCCUGCUCGAAAAGACACAUGUCUAAAUUCAAUCACCCUUGUCAUCUCAGGGACCACUGUUAUUUUUUCCUCUGGUGGAUCUGUGACAGUGAAUGGAAUCAGUCCACGCAUGUUUCCUUUCACCACAGGUCCUGUGAACAUCUUCCAGCCCUCUUCCUCUUUCAUCAUUGCUGAUAUGAAGAGUCUUCGUCUGGAGAUCCAGUUGGCUCCAGUCAUGCAGUUGUAUAUUGUUGCCAGACCUGAAGAGAAAGGAAAGAUGAGUGGUGUGUGUGGGAACUAUAACGACAUCCAAUCAGAUGACUUUAAAACAACAUUGGGCAUCAUAGAGGGCACACCAACAUCCUUUGUCAACUUUUGGAAACAAAAUUGCCAAGAUCUUGAAAUCACAUUUGACAACCCCUGCAGCUUGAAUAUAGAAACAGAGCAACUUGCAAAAGACUGGUGUUCCCGUCUCACAAACCCAAAUGGCAGCUUUGCUGCAUGUCACUCAGAAAUAUGUCCUGAGAUGUACUACCAAUGGUGUGUCUACGAUACCUGCAAAUGUGCAGAUAUUAAGAAGUGUAUGUGUGCGGCCGUGUCCAACUAUGCCCACGUCUGUGCUGCCAGAGGAAUCAUUCUCCAGGGCUGGAUGGAUUCUGAACCCUGUGACAUGAUUUCAGAGUGUUCAGGGAACAUGAAGUACUCCUACGGCGUGACCAGCUGUGGCAGCACCUGCCGCUCUCUCAGUGAACAAGACAACACCUGCCAAGGGUCCUUCACACCUGUAGAUGGUUGCACCUGUUCUGAGGGAUCCUACCUCAGUGAAGACGGAAGCUGUGUACAUGCUGAUCAGUGUCCUUGUUACUAUGGCAACCAGGUCAUAGCGCCAUCAGCAGUUUUCUACAAAGAUGGUGCUAAAUGCACCUGUGAUCUUGGCAAACUGCACUGCUCCAGUCAAGAAGACUGUGUGGCUCCAAUGACAUUCUUCAAAUGCUCAAGUCAUGGAGAAAAAGGAAUGGAGUGUCAGAGGACAUGUGUGAAGCAAGACCCAAACAACUGUGUGAGCAUGGGGUGUACAUCAGGGUGUAUGUGUCCAGAUGACCUUCUGGCUGACGGAAAAGGUGGGUGUGUGAAGAGAGAAAAAUGUCCAUGUUCCCAUAAUGGAGUCUUCUAUUCACCUGGAGAGCAAGUUCAACAGGACUGUAACACCUGCACAUGCACAAAUGGGAUGUGGACUUGUACUGAAAAGGCAUGCUAUGGCACGUGUACCAUCUAUGGUGAAGGUCAUUUCAGGACUUUUGAUGGCAGAAGAUAUUCUUUCCACGGAGACUGUGAACACACCAUCACCCAUGAUUAUUGUGAUACGAACCCCAGUCCCUCCUUCCGUCUGGUUACAGAGAACAUACCUUGUGCAACCACCAGCUCCAUUUGCUCCAAGUCCAUCAAUCUGUUCUUUGGGAAAUAUGAGAUGAUUUUAUCUGAGGAGGAAGAUGUGAAAGUUGUUGAAAACAACGGCACAGAGUACAGAUAUCAAAUCAGUUCUGCAGGCAUAUAUGUUGUCAUAGAAGUCGAAGGGCUUUUGAACUUAAUCUGGGAUAAAAAAACAAGUGUGAUGAUCCAACUCCAUCACAAAUUAAAGGGCAAGGUGUGUGGACUGUGUGGAAACUUUGAUGGUAAUGCAAACAAUGACUUUAUGAAGCACAAUGGAGAAGUUGUGACAGAUCCAGACGAUUUUGGGAAUAGCUGGAAGGUGAAGCCCAGCUGCCCUGAUGUAACAAAUGUGGUGCAUCCUUGUGACGCAAAUCCACAUCGACAUGCCUGGGCUAUCAAACAAUGCAGAAUUAUCACAAGCUCUGUCUUUGCAGACUGCCAUUCACUUGUGGAUUCUGGCCCAUACUAUGAUGCCUGUGAAAGGGAUGCCUGUGCAUGUGACAGUGGGGGUGACUGUGAUUGUCUCUGUACUGCAGUGGCAGCUUACGCUGCUGAAUGCCGUAAAAGAGGAGCUUGUGUAGCAUGGCGAAGACCAAACUUUUGCCCUUUAUUCUGUGACUACUACAAUGCUCAAGGAGACUGUGAGUGGCACUAUAAACCCUGUGGAUCAACCUGCAUGAAAACCUGCAAAAACCCCUCAGGAACAUGCUCUGAUCAAAUCCCCCCCCUUGAGGGUUGUUUUCUUCAGUGCCCUUCAGAGAGGCCAUAUUUCAGGGAAGAGACUAUGAAGUGUGUCACUGAGGAAAGAUGUACAGACUGUUUCUAUGAUGGGAAAUUAUUUCCACGUGGAUCGGUCAUUUACGAAACCACAGAUGGGGAUGGUACAUGUUUCACUGCUAUGUGUGAUUCAUAUGGGAAAAUAAUAAGAAUUAUUACUGAAUCAUGUAUAUAUACAACUACAACACCUUUCACUUUCUCAACUACACCUGAAACAACAACACCUACAUCAACAGAAACAGCAACACCUACAACUGUUACAAUAACACCUACAAUCAACACCAUCUACAAUAACACCUACAUCAACAGAAACACCAUCUACAACAAGUACUACUACAGUUACCACACCAAUUACUGUAACGACAACACCUACAUCAACAGAAACAACACCAUCUACAAUAACACCUACAUCAACAGAAACACCAUCUACAACAAGUACUACUACAGUUACAACAACACCUUACCCCUAAACAGCAACACCUACAACUGUUACAAUAACACCUACGUCAACGGAAACACCAUCUACAACUACUGGCACAACAACAACUUCAACAACAGAGACAUCCACAAUCACAUCCAUGACUACCACACCAAUUACUGUAACGACAACACCUACAUCAACAGAGACAACACCAUCUACAAUAACACCUACAUCAACAGAAACACCAUCUACAACAAGUACUACUACAGUUACAACAACACCUUACACCUAAACAACACCAUCUACAAUAACACCUACAUCAUCAGAAACACCAUCUACAACAAGUACUACUACAGUUACCACACCAAUUACUGUAACGACAACACCUACAUCAACAGAAACAACACCAUCUACAAUAACACCUACAUCAACAGAAACACCAUCUACAACAAGUACUACUACAGUUACAACAACACCUUACACCUAAACAGCAACACCUACAACUGUUACAAUAACACCUACGUCAACGGAAACACCAUCUACAACUACUGGCACAACAACAACUUCAACAACAGAGACAUCCACAAUCACAUCCAUGACUACCACACCAAUUACUGUAACGACAACACCUACAUCAACAGAAACAACACCAUCUACAAUAACACCUACAUCAACAGAAACACCAUCUACAACAAGUACUACUACAGUUACCACACAAAUUACUGUAACAACAACACCUACAUCAACAGAAACAACACCAUCUACAAUAACACCUACAUCAACAGAAACACCAUCUACAACAAGUACUACUACAGUUACAACAACACCUUACACCUAAACAACACCAUCUACAAUAACACCUACAUCAUCAGAAACACCAUCUACAACAAGUACUACUACAGUUACCACACCAAUUACUGUAACGACAACACCUACAUCAACAGAAACAACACCAUCUACAAUAACACCUACAUCAACAGAAACACCAUCUACAACAAGUACUACUACAGUUACAACAACACCUUACACCUAAACAGCAACACCUACAACUGUUACAAUAACACCUACGUCAACGGAAACACCAUCUACAACUACUGGCACAACAACAACUUCAACAACAGAGACAUCCACAAUCACAUCCAUGACUACCACACCAAUUACUGUAACGACAACACCUACAUCAACAGAAACAACACCAUCUACAAUAACACCUACAUCAACAGAAACACCAUCUACAACAAGUACUACUACAGUUACCACACCAAUUACUGUAACGACAACACCUACAUCAACAGAAACAACACCAUCUACAAUAACACCUACAUCAACAGAAACACCAUCUACAACAAGUACUACUACAGUUACAACUACACCUUACACCUAAACAGCAACACCUACAACUGUUACAAUAACACCUACCUCAACGGAAACACCAUCUACAACUACUGGCACAACAACAACUUCAACAACAGAGACAUCCACAAUCACAUCCAUGACUACCACACCAAUUACUGUAACGACAACACCUACAUCAACAGAAACAACACCAUCUACAAUAACACCUACAUCAACAGAAACACCAUCUACAACAAGUACUACUACAGUUACCACACCAAUUACUGUCACGACAACACCUACAUCAACAGAAACAACACCAUCUACAAUAACACCUACAUCAACAGAAACACCAUCUACAACAAGUACAACUACAGUUACAACAACACCUUACACCUAAACAGCAACACCUACAACUGUUACAAUAACACCUACGUCCACGGAAACACCAACUACAACUACUGGCACAACAACAACUUCAACAACAGAGACAUCCACAAUCACAUCCAUGACUACCACACUAAUUACUGUAACGACAACACCUACAUCAACAGAAACAACACCAUCUACAAUAACACCUACAUCAACAGAAACACCAUCUACAACAAGUACUACUACAGUUACAACAACACCUUACACCUAAACAGCAACACCUACAACUGUUACAAUAACACCUACGUCAACGGAAACACCAUCUUCAACUACUGGCACAACAACAACUUCAACCACAGAAACAUCCACAAUCACAUCCAUGACUACCACACCAAUUACUGUAACGACAACACCUACAUCAACAGAAACAACACCAUCUACAAUAACACAUACAUCAACAGAAACACCAUCUACCACAAGUACUACUACAGUUACAACAACACCUUACACCUAAACAGCAACACCUACAACUGUUACAAUAACACCUACGUCAACGGAAACACCAUCUACAACUACUGGCACAACAACAACUUCAUCCACAGAAACAUCCACAAUCACAUCCAUGACUACCACACCAAUUACUGUAACGACAACACCUACAUCAACAGAAACAACACCAUCUACAAUAACACCUACAUCAACAGAAACACCAUCUACAACAAGUACUUCUACAGUUACCACACCAAUUACUAUAACGACAACACCUACAUCAACAGAAACAACACCAAAUACAAUAACACCUACAUCAACAGAAACACCAUCUACAACAAGUACUACUACAGUUACAACAACACCUUACACCUGUAUUAUUUGUGA
This is a messenger RNA of Carassius carassius (crucian carp), 6576 nucleotides long. Its product is annotated as mucin-5B-like. Lineage: Eukaryota; Metazoa; Chordata; Actinopteri; Cypriniformes; Cyprinidae. Gene Ontology annotation, molecular function: protein binding; peptidase inhibitor activity. Gene Ontology annotation, cellular component: extracellular matrix. The transcript is spliced from 39 exons. The record is from RefSeq and is a predicted model, not a curated record. The coding region runs from base 1 to 6576 and encodes 2191 amino acids.